AUUUGCUCAAGAAAAAUUUACUAAAAUUAUUUCCCAAAAAACCGAAUUAACAAUGAAUUCAACACGACAUUAUGGACGAUUAUUUCAUCUUUCGAGAAAUAUUAAUUAUUCACAACAACAACAACAACGAUCGAUAGCUAUUCAAAGAAAUAAUUGCUGUCGACAUACAAUAACAUUGGAUAAUAUAAAUGAUAAUGUUAAACGAUUAGAAUAUGCUGUACGUGGUCCAUUAGUAAUACGUGCUGGUGUGAUUGAAAAUGAAUUAAGACAAUCAUCAAAUCAUCAUACAAAACCAUUUAAUGAAGUAAUACGUGCAAAUAUUGGUGAUUGUCAUGCAAUGGGUCAAAGACCAUUAACAUUUUUACGACAAGUACUUGCAUGUGCUUCGGAUGAUAGUCUUUUAAAUUAUCCAAAUUAUCCGGAUGAUGUUAAAGAACGAACAAGAUUAAUAUUAAAAUAUUGUGGUGGACAAUCGGUUGGUGCUUAUUCUGAUUCGACUGGUGUUGAAAUUAUACGAAAACAUUGUGCCGAAUAUAUUAGUAAUCGUGAUGGUAUUGAAUCUGAAUGGCGUGAUAUUGUAUUGACUACUGGUGCUAGUGAAGGUAUUCGUUCAGUAUUGGCUUUAAUCAAUACAAUUUCAACGGAUACAUUACCAUCAGGUGUUAUGAUACCUAUACCACAAUAUCCACUUUAUUCAGCCACAAUAACCGAAUAUGGAAUGUAUCCAAUUAAUUAUUAUCUUGAUGAAGAUAAUCAAUGGUCAUUGAAUAUUGAUGAAUUGAAACGUUCAUUGAAUGAAGCCAAAGGAAAAUGUAAACCAAAAGCAAUUGUCGUUAUUAAUCCGGGUAAUCCAACUGGUUCGGUAUUGACUAAAAAAAAUAUCGAAGAUAUUAUACAUUUUGCAAAGGAAAAUAAAAUUCUAAUCAUUGCCGAUGAAGUUUAUCAACAUAAUAUUUGGGAUGGUGAAUUUUUUUCAUUCAAAAAAAUUCUCAAUGAAUUAAAUGAAGAUAUUGAAUUAGCAUCAGUAAUGUCAGCAUCAAAAGGCUAUAUGGGUGAAUGUGGAUUGCGAGGUGGUUAUUGUGAAUUGGUAAAUUUUGAUCAAUCAGUUAAGGCAAUGUUUUACAAAAUGUUAUCCGCUCGUCUUUGUUCAUCAAUACUUGGACAGAUUGCAUUAGAUUGUAUUGUAAAACCACCGGAUGUUAAUGGUGAAUCAUAUGAACAAUAUCAACGUGAAAAAUCCGAUGUAUUAGAAUCAUUAAAAUAUCGUGCUAAAUUAGUUGCCGAUACAUUCAAUGAAAUACCUGGUAUAAAAUCGAAUAAAGUAGCUGGAGCAAUGUAUGCAUUUCCACAAAUAGAUUUACCGAAAAAAGCACAAGAAAAAGCUGCCGAACUUGGACAAAAACCGGAUUUUUUCUACGCAAUGAAUCUUCUUGAAACAACCGGUAUAUGUGUUGUACCUGGGUCCGGUUUUGGACAGAUACCCGGUACAUACCAUUUUCGAACAACAAUUUUACCACAAAAUGAAAAACUUGAAACAAUGAUGAAAAAAUUUAAAGAAUUUCAUCAAAAUUUUAUGAAGCAAUAUUCCUGAAAAUAUUAGUGUAUUCGUUAUCUUUGAACAAACAUUUUGAGAAAAGUUUGUUCAGUGAAUUUUUUUAGAUUUUUUGUUUGAAUUUUUGUAAUUUUUAUU
Molecule: messenger RNA, 1690 nt
Organism: Dermatophagoides pteronyssinus (European house dust mite)
Lineage: Eukaryota; Metazoa; Arthropoda; Arachnida; Sarcoptiformes; Pyroglyphidae
Product: alanine aminotransferase 2-like
Biological process (GO): biosynthetic process
Molecular function (GO): transaminase activity; pyridoxal phosphate binding
Source: RefSeq, a predicted model, not a curated record